CUACGAGGCUUUACGCAGGGCGAAUAAUAAUGUACAGUGCAGUCAUCAACCAGAGGAAACGUUUUCCUUACUGAGGUAGAUAUUUAGUCUCAUUUAAAGGUAACUCACUGGAAGAAAGAAGCGCGUGAUUGACAGCAGCACACCGUCCUGUGGACAGAAAUGAACCAUACUACUGCAGAGACAGCAGGUCUUGACCCUGCCGUGCUGAGAGACCAACUUUUUGAGCCAUGGAGCCGGAAAGACCUGCAAAUGCUACAUUUGGCCGCCCUCCAGGGAUUUUCAAAGCUCUCUGAGCCCCUGGAGGCCCUGCUAACAAUCCUGGAGGGCUGUCCAGGCAAACAGAAGGGCCGGAGCCACACCCUCGGCCACCACAUCCUCAUGGAAUUCCAGACGUGGAUCAAGGAACAUCCUCAGGUGACCCUGAGCUCACUCCCAGAGCAGCAACGACUGCCACUUAAGCGGCGAGCUCUGAGCUUACUAACAGAUAGCCACCCCAGCUAUGUAGACGGUCUUUUAAACACUUACCAGCUCAACUCUCUGGAUCCAGCCACACUGCGACUGCACAUUAUCCGGCUACAAGCUCUUAACUGCUACAAAGAGGCAGCAGCAAUUAGCAUAAAACUGAAGCUACAGAAGGAGCUGGACAUGGAGGAGAUGUGUAUACCGCUCAUCUUGCAGAACAAGCUGCCUUUAGCAGAGUCCUUUGUCACAGGUCACAAUCAUCUGGAAACACAACUGGUCACCCUGCUGGACUCUUGGUGCCAUCCAAACUUUAGUGUGGAACACGUAAUCAAAAAGUUUCCUCGCCUCUCUUUGUCCAAACAGUCCAUGGGCCACAUCCAGCCAAAGCUUCUCACCAAAAAUGUUUUCAGACUUGUGGAGAAGUUCAACAUUGACCCAGGUCUGUGUCCCCACGCUCUGCACAAGAGGAGAAUGGACUCUAUGCGUUUCCUCAUGUACAAGAGAUUUGUGGAGAAAGGCAUGACGGAGGAGAACUGGUGUGACCAUGUACAGUACGUGGUUGCAGACGACGUGGAGCUGCAGAUCAUGCUGGUAGGGAUGUUGGUUAAAUACUGUGGUCUUCAGAAAGCCUCUCAGUGGUCCUUGAGAUAUAACCUCCCCAGACAUCGACUCCCCUGUGGGCUGUGGGAAACGCAGCAGAGUCUACCGCCUGAACUACAGCAGAUACAUCUGGCUGAUGCAGCACACGCAGAGGAGUGGGUACCCUCUCAGUCUCACUGUGAAAGGUUCUAUCAGGUUCCACUCACCAAAGACAAAGUUCACUUCGUGGACACGCAGGAAGCUCUCCAGAGAUGUCAAAACAUUGUGCUGAAGGAAGGUAGUAUAGUAGGAGUUGACAUGGAGUGGCAGCCCACGUUUGGCUGCAUCUCAACUCAGAAAGUUGCCCUGAUACAGCUUGCAGUUUGUGAGCAGGUUUUCUUAUUAGACCUCUGUGCCACUGGGUUCUGCCAACACCCGGAUACGAUCAGCUUCAUCAGGAGUUUGUUCUCUGAGAAAAGUGUUCUUAAACUGGGUUACGGUAUGUCAGGGGAUGUCAAGUGUCUCUUGGCCACCUGGGAGCAGUUUUUAGAGGAGCCACUGAAGAUGAACGGGAUGCUUGAUCUUCUUCAUAUACACAAGAAGAUUCAGCGUGGUAACGUCAAGUUGACUCAAAAUGGACCAAAAGAGGUUCUGGUAGGAGAGGAGGACUCUGCCGAGAAAGGCCUCAGUUUGCUGGUCCAACAGGUUCUUGGAAAGCCUCUGGACAAAACGGAGCAGAUGUCCAACUGGGAAAAACGGCCACUGCGCAUCAGCCAAAUUAGAUAUGCAGUGGCAGAUGCCUGUUGCCUGUUGGAUGUGUACUCUGUGCUCUCAAGUGACCCGGCAUCCUUUGGGCUGCCGGCUGACCUGCCCAGCAUCUCUUCAGCUCCACCAGAGAAGAGCCAAGAAAAGAAGCAGAAGGAGAAGCAAGCCAAGCACACUGAAGCGGAAUGUCAGGGGGCUCAAAGGGUCGGUCCCCCCUGCUCUGAAGCAGAGAAAGGCCUCCUGUGUGGCGAGAAGCCAAAGGAAGACACCCCUCCUCUGCCCCCCCAGCAGUUGCGGGUGGUGUGUGACAACAUGCUGCAGGGACUCGGGAGGUACCUGCGCUGUUUGGGAGUCGAUGUGAUCAUGUUGGAGAACACUGAUGAUCAUAGAGAAGCAGGGAAGUUAGCACAAGCUGAAGGCCGUGUCAUACUCACAUGUGGACAACCGUUCCAAAGUUUGCGAUCCCAGGUGGGCGAGGGUCGCUGUCUGCUCCUGGACUGUUCAGAGAAGGCCAGAGACCAAGCCAUUCGAGUCCUCAGACACUUCAAUGUCCAACCCACACCGGGCGACAUCUUCAGCCGCUGCCAGGCGUGUAACAGCGAUGAGUACGCUGCAGUGCCCAGAAAAGAAAUGGUCAAGAUGCUUAAACAGAAAGGAUUUCUGCAGGACCAGGGUGACACUAACUUCACACAAGAAGAAGAAGAAGAGAAGCUCAGUGACAUCGUGACCCCUGAGCUCCCAAGGUAUGCCCCUCGGUGUCAAUGGGCCUCACUUUCAGGGCUGGACCCCGACACCCUGACCUUUCCCGGGGGGGCGCCCAUACAGCUCCACACCGUGCCCCCUGGCCUCCUGCCAAGGAUACCUCUCUUCUACGUCUGCACCAGAUGUGGCAAGGUGUUCUGGGAGGGCUCUCACUUCAGCCGCGUGCUCUCCAUGUUUCAGGAGGUCUUGCACAUAACAGACGCUGAGGUCGCAGAAUCGGCCGCAGUGCUCGUGACAGCAGCACCGUAAAAGCGACUACUGUCGAGCUGCAUCACUUAAGUUAACACCCAGAAUAAUCGUUUGCACAUUCAGCACCUAGUUAAAAUGCAGUUUAUUGUUCUCAUGUGUUUGUUUUAUUUUUCAUCUUUUUUUAUUUGACUAAAUAAUUUUAUGAAAAGUGACUCAAUAUUUUUCUGAUUUUGAAUAGAUAUUAAGAUGUGGCAGUUUGCCAAAAUCUAAGAAAAUAUAUGAAUGCAUUUAAAAGUAAUACACUAACAUUGUCAGCCAAAAGUUUUUUUCAGAUUGUAAAUAAUUUUACGGUUAAAAAUAUGUCUAUACAACACAUAAUACUUCAAAAACCAAAGAUUGUUUUGACUUUGUAAUUUUUAUUGUUGAUGGUAUAGCUACAGCAGAUGAAUGAGUUAUAUGGUUUGGACUUAAUUUUUUGCACUCUUGAGCUUUCUGACUCGGCAGGGAUUUUUAUCAUCAAAUUAUAAAAGUAAAGAUGAAGUAGAGAUGUGCUACCACGUUAAGUUUGUUCCUUUAAACACUUUCUUGGGUCAUUUUUAUGACUUUUUAAAAUCUUUAUUGUUAAAAAGCUAGAGCCAUAAGAGGCUAGGACUCAUUUACUUUGCCUUUUUAACAGUCUGUGGUACUGUGUAUUUUUCCAUUCUUCAUUAUUACAUGUGUACAAUGUUUACAUAUUCAGCAGGAAUCUCAACAUGUGUUAAUAAACGGUCAUUUAUUUUAAGAAGCUGA
Messenger RNA from Notolabrus celidotus (New Zealand spotty), 3546 nucleotides. It is a transcript of the gene exd3, whose product is annotated as exonuclease 3'-5' domain containing 3. The record is from RefSeq and is a predicted model, not a curated record. Gene Ontology annotation, biological process: nucleobase-containing compound metabolic process. The transcript is spliced from 21 exons. Bases 160 to 2817 code for a protein of 885 amino acids. Gene Ontology annotation, molecular function: 3'-5' exonuclease activity; nucleic acid binding. NCBI's taxonomy places the organism in Eukaryota, Metazoa, Chordata, Actinopteri, Labriformes, Labridae.